Cladophialophora immunda is the source of this 2171-nucleotide messenger RNA. RefSeq lists its product as uncharacterized. The transcript is spliced from 2 exons. NCBI's taxonomy places the organism in Eukaryota, Fungi, Ascomycota, Eurotiomycetes, Chaetothyriales, Herpotrichiellaceae. The record is from RefSeq and is a predicted model, not a curated record. The coding region runs from base 418 to 2076 and encodes 552 amino acids.
AGCAACAUGCAAACCUGCAAUUCUGCCCUAUGUCCUAGCGAUUGUGUUCUUUAUUCCCUUUUGUCAGGCAAAGCAUAGUUUCCUUCCCAUGAUAUUGUAGCAUUGGCCUCCAAUCACCGUUCGGUACACGCUCUUCGACCGCGAUCCUGAAAUCCCGCAUUCUCGCCCCCUUUGCAGACCGCCAUUCUGCAAGCCCCUCGAUACGAAGCAUUCUUUCUGCGAACCGCGCCCACUCUCGUGCACGUUAGGGCCCGUCGAGACUUUAUUCUCCGGCUUGUUCCACGUUGCGCCCGUCGAGUCUGUUUGGGAAGGGGUCUGUUCGCAUGGGCGCCGGGGUCUCGCAGUUGUACAUGGCGCAUUGACACUGAGAGGAGGGGAGGCCCAACUUGCGCACCUCAAUAGUGGCUAAUACUGCUGAUGGCGGGCAUAGCAACUGCAGGACCUUCGACUAUGGUCGUUAAUGGGGCCAGGCCGCCGUACGAUGCAGUGGGUUCCGCCAGUCAAGAGAACACGACUGCAAACAAAUCUCGCCCAGGAGGGCUGCGCCAGAACUCUUCAGGAUCCACGCGUGCACCGUUAUCCGCACUGGCACCGAACCGCAAAGACAGCACUGGCGUCAAUGGACGACCGGCUCCGCAUAGCAGAGUUGAAGAGUUGGGCCAGCGGGACACCAGUCUGAUACGGAGUGGAAGUGAGUCGGACAGCUUGCUUGAUCUAUACAAGAGCAACCCGAGCAGCGGUAAUGUCAGCCAAAACCACGCCGACAAUGAUAUUCCCGAGAACAUGUACCGGCCCUCCGACGAUGAUCCGGAGGGCUGGAUUCAUCGGGACAAGUUGGCCAAGAUCGAAAGCGAGGAAUUGCAAGCGGCCGGUAUCAACCUGGCCAAGGCGAGGAGGACCGUGACCAAGGGUGCGCAAAGGGACACCAGUCGAGGUCGACGCAGCGAGGACCGCAACACGUCCGAAUAUCGCAGAGUGGAGUCCGAGGAGACGAAAACACGACUGCCUGAGCCUCUACCAGAAGCGGAAGAGGACGAAAGAGCAAACUGGGAUUUCCGCACCCCGGAGGAGAUUGCGGCCGAGAACGCGUCGUCUCAACUAUACUUGAGUCCUACGCUAAGGAAAUCCGGUUCCAAAAUACCAGUGUUGACAUCGAGUCCUCUACCCAUACCGCAACAAACAAUCGAGCGAGACACCCCGCUGGUCAGGAAACGUACUAUUAGUAACAGUAUGAGUCCCGAAGAUGGUAUACCUGUCUUCAAGACCAGGAUCAGAAAGGGAAGCAUAGGGAGCCAGACGAUGCAGGACGAAGGCGAUUCUGCAUUACUCACGACACCUGUUCCCAACAAACAGCUAACCUCCAAAACAUCAUCUCCCACCAAGAAUCGACCCAAGACAGCCCAAGGCUCCCCCCCAGGCACGUCGGCUGGCCGUAAGACAUCUGCCACCACAAGGAAACCUUCCACUAACGCCAAACCCGGCGCAACACCAUCCACAAACCAACGCCCGGGAACGAGAUCAGGAGAACUCGAUCGACCUCGGACAGCAGUGAACCGGCCAGAAGGAGAUCCGCCGUGGCUCGCCACCAUGUACAAACCAGAUCCAAGGCUCCCUCCCGAGGAGCAAAUCAUCCCCACGCACGCUCGCAGACAGCAACAAGCACAGUGGGAAGACCAAGGCGCGGUCCCGAGCACAUAUGAUCGGAACUUUUCGCCUCUGGCGAUUCAUACGGGCAAUGGGCAGGUGAAGUCGCCUUCACCGAUCAUUCCCCAGUCGGCGCAGCUGGGCGAAAAGGAGACUGACGGCGCAGAUGGGGGAAGUGCCUGGCCUCUCAAACCCGGGCCUAAUGUCAGGAACUCUGGGGCGGGUAGCAUGAGACCUAGUACGGGGGGAAGCAUAAAUGGCGGAUACAGUACGAUGCCUCGAGUACCGAAUCCCGUGCAAAGCACCGGAAUGGGAAGUAUCACAUCCGUGCCCACUCAGCCGAACACCAGGAUGCAGGUGCAGCGGGUGCAACAAGAUGAUAUGGAGGAGAAGGUGAAGGUGAAGGGUUGCGGGUGCUGUGUUGUCAUGUGAGGAAAAAGGCCAGAAACGGUACUACAGCUUUCUUCUGUACACAUUCACAAGACAUAGGCUUGAUUUUCAUUUGUGCCAGGGACUGUUGGCCCGGG